Dentiscutata erythropus is the source of this 315-nucleotide messenger RNA. Lineage: Eukaryota; Fungi; Glomeromycota; Glomeromycetes; Diversisporales; Gigasporaceae. The record is from the annotation of a GenBank genome assembly.
CAUUUGGAACAGCAAAUGGUUCCACAGCAUUUCGGUUUAUCUGAACUAGAAGGAACACAACAAUCAUUCCCACAAGUUAAGUUCGAAUCGCAACAGCGACCACCUACAAGGCAUACUUGUGAUGAUUUGCAUUUAGGAUCACAAAUUGUAGGCGCUCUUUUGAACAAAGAAGAUAGUGAAUUAUCUUUUCUUUUCAAUUUCGAUGUUUCAGCGACAGUGAUAAUCAAAAAUGCGAGAAUAAAAAUCAAAAAGAGCUUUUUCAUGAUGGUUAUUUAUGAUAAUUUUUAUGAUCCGUACUUUACUUUGAUCAAAUAG